AUGUCGGCACCUGAUUCUCUUCCGGAAGGAUUUACUGAGUUUGAAAUGAUUAGUUUUGGCACAAUGAUGCUGGCUGAAGCUUUGUUUGGGUUCUCCCUGAAUAUGUUGACCAUCGUUGCUUUCUGGAAGAUCAAGGAGAUUCAGACCCCCGGCAACUUUCUGAUAUUCAACCUCGCCUUGUCCGAUUGUGGCAUUUGCAUCAAUGCGUUCAUCGCUGCUUUUUCCAGUUUCUUACGAUAUUGGCCCUAUGGCUCUGACGGCUGCCAAAUUCAUGGGUUUCAAGGAUUUUUAACGGCCCUAACAAGCAUUAAUUGUGCAGCUGCAAUUGCGUGGGACCGAUACCAUCAGUAUUGCUCCAGACGAAAAUUACAGUGGAAUUCUGUGUUCUCCAUGGGGCUGUUUGCCUGGUGUUUCGCUGGCUUUUGGUCCGCAAUGCCCCUUUUGGGAUGGGGGGCAUAUGAUUAUGAGCCUCUGAGGACCUGUUGCACUUUGGACUAUACCAAAGGAGAUAGAAAUUACAUCACCUUUCUUAUUCCUCUGGUGCUAUUCAAUUUUGUGAUCCCGAUUUUCAUCAUCUUAAUGUCCUAUCAAUCCAUUGAUAACAAAUUCAGGAAAACAGCCCAGCUGAAGUUUAAUACUGGUUUACCAGUGAAAUCUUUGGUCCUUUGCUGGGGUCCAUACUCAGUUUUAAGUAUGUAUGCCGCAGUUGAAAACGUGGCACUCGUUUCGCCCAAAAUCCUAAUGAUUCCUGCUCUUGUUGCCAAGACUUCACCAACCAUGAAUGCCCUCAUUUACGCCUUGGGGAAUGAGAACUACCGAGGAGGGCUGUGGCAGUUUCUCACAGGAGAAAAAAUGGAGAAACCCAAAACCGAUGACAAAAUUAACUAA
Molecule: messenger RNA, 888 nt
Organism: Protobothrops mucrosquamatus (brown spotted pit viper)
Lineage: Eukaryota; Metazoa; Chordata; Lepidosauria; Squamata; Viperidae
Gene: RGR
Product: retinal G protein coupled receptor
Exons: 7
Coding region: 1-888 (295 amino acids)
Biological process (GO): phototransduction; G protein-coupled receptor signaling pathway; visual perception
Cellular component (GO): membrane
Molecular function (GO): G protein-coupled receptor activity
Source: RefSeq, a predicted model, not a curated record